Messenger RNA from Cyclopterus lumpus (lumpfish), 10789 nucleotides. It is a transcript of the gene kalrna, whose product is annotated as kalirin RhoGEF kinase a. The transcript is spliced from 68 exons. Bases 1 to 9066 code for a protein of 3021 amino acids. Lineage: Eukaryota; Metazoa; Chordata; Actinopteri; Perciformes; Cyclopteridae. Gene Ontology annotation, biological process: protein phosphorylation. Gene Ontology annotation, cellular component: cytoplasm. Gene Ontology annotation, molecular function: ATP binding; protein binding; protein kinase activity. The record is from RefSeq and is a predicted model, not a curated record.
AUGAACCCCACGGAAGCGGCCGAGGAGGCGCCCAGCGACCCCGACACUGAUGCCUUCUACAAAACAGGGUCACUGAGGACUGAAGGCAUCAAGGCGUCGGACGUCCUUCCUGUGUUAAAGGAGAAAGUAGCCUUCGUGUCAGGCGGGCGAGAUAAAAGAGGCGGACCCAUCCUGACAGUUCCUGCCCGGAGCAACCACGACCGAAUAAAACAGGAGGACCUGAGGAGGCUGGUGACCUACCUUUCUACUGUCCCCAGCGAGGAUGUGUGUAAACGUGGUUUUACCGUCAUCAUCGACAUGCGCGGCUCCAAGUGGGAGCUGAUCAAGCCUCUGCUGAAGACGCUGCAGGAGUUCUUCCCGGCCGAGAUCUGCGUGGCGCUCAUCAUCAAGCCGGACAACUUCUGGCAGAAACAGAAGACGAACUUCGGCAGUGCGAAGUUCUCCUUCGAGACCAGCAUGGUGUCAGUUGAAGGCCUGGCCAAACUGGUGGACCCCUCCCAGCUGACGGACGACUUUGAAGGCUCUCUGGACUACAACCACGAGGAGUGGAUGGAGCUGAGAGUCUCUCUGGAGGAGUUCAUGUCCAAUGCGGUUCACCUUCUGUCCAGACUGGAAGACCUGCAGGAGCUUCAGUCCAAGAAGGAGUUUCCUGCAGAUGUGGAGGGAUCUCGUCGGUUAAUAGAUGAGCACACACAGCUGAAGAAAAAGGUGUUGAAGGCACCGGUGGAGGAGUUGGACCGGGAAGGCCAGAGGUUGCUGCAGUGUAUCCGAUCUAGUGAAGGGUUUUCAGGGAGGAACUGCAUCUCAGGCUCUGCUGACUUCCAGAGCUUGGUGCCCAAGGUGGCCAGCCUGCUGGAUAAGCUUCACUCCACGAGGCAGCAUCUCCAUCAGAUGUGGCACGUCAGGAAGCUGAAGCUGGACCAGUGCUUCCAGCUCCGUCUGUUCGAACAGGACGCCGAGAAGAUGUUUGACUGGAUCAGCCACAACAAGGAACUGUUCCUGCAGAGUCACACGGAGAUCGGCCGAGGCUACCAGCACGCCGUGGAGCUGCAGACGCAACACAACCACUUUGCCAUGAACUCCAUGAACGCCUACGUGAACAUCAACAGAAUCAUGUCGGUGGCGAGCCGCCUGGCGGAGGCCGGCCACUACGCCUCCACCCAGAUCAAGCAGAUCUCCAGUCAGCUGGACCUGGACUGGAAGGGCUUCGCCGCCGCUCUGGACGAGCGCUCCACCAUCCUCGCCAUGUCGUCCGUCUUCCACCAGAAGGCCGAACAGUUCCUGUCGGAGGUGGAGGCCUGGUGCAAGGUCUGCAACGAGGGGGGGCUGCCGUCGGAGAUGCAGGAGCUGGAGAUCGCCAUCCACCGCCACCAGAGCCUGUACGAGCAGGUCACCCAGGCCUACACCGAGGUGAGUCAGGACGGUAAAGCCCUGCUGGACGUCCUCCAGAGGCCGUUGAGUCCCGGCAACUCCGAGUCGCUGACGGCCACCGCUAAUUACUCCAAAGCGGUUCACUGCAUCCUGGACGUGGUUCACGAGAUCCUCCACCAUCAGCGGCGGCUGGAGAACAUCUGGCAGCAUCGGAAGGUCCGACUGCACCAGAGGCUGCAGCUGUGUGUGUUCCAGCAGGACGUCCAGCAGGUGAUGGACUGGAUCGAGAACCACGGCGAGGCUUUCCUCAGCAAACACACCGGGGUCGGGAAGUCCCUCCACCGAGCCCGAGCCCUGCAGAAGAGACACGACGACUUCGAGGACGUGGCUCAGAACACGUACACGAACGCAGACAAGCUGCUGGAGGCGGCGGAGCAGCUGGCGCAGACGGGCGAGUGCGACCCCGAGGAGAUCUACAAGGCGGCCCGGCACCUGGAGGUCCGGAUCCAGGACUUCGUCCGCCGGGUCGAACACCGGAAGCUGCUGCUCGACAUGUCCGUCUCCUUCUACACACACACCAAGGAGCUGUGGUCGUGGAUGGAGGAGCUCCAGAAGCAGCUGUUGGACGAGGUCCUGUGUGACUCGGUGGACUCGGUCCAGACCCUGAUCCAGCAGUUCCAGCAGCAGCAGACGGCGACGCUGGAGGCCACGCUGAACGUGAUCAAGGAGGGCGAGGACCUGAUGCAGCAGCUCAGAGAUGCAGCCAUGUCGACCAAUAAGACGCCUCACUGCAGUUCCAUCGCGCACAUCCAGGGGGUGCUGCAGCAGCUGGACGAGGCCCAGGGCCAGAUGGAGGAGCUGUUCCACGAACGCAAAAUCAAGCUGGACAUCUUCCUCCAGCUGCGCAUAUUCGAGCAGUACACCAUAGAGGUCACGGCGGAGUUGGACGCCUGGAACGAGGAUCUGUCUCGUCAGCUGAGCGACGUCGGCCGCUCGGGCAGCUGCAGCAGCAGCGGUAGCGGCGGCGGCGGCGGCGUUGGGGGCGGAGCCUCCUCCUCCUCCGGCGGCUCGGAGGACAUCGGCCUGGCGGAGCAGCGGCUGAAGCGUCACGCGGAGAGGAAGGCCGCCAUGAACAACAUGACCUACGAAGUGAUGCAGCAGGGUCAAGACCUGCACCAGUACAUCAUGGAGGUCCAGGCUUCAGGCAUCGAGCUGACGGGGGAGAAGGACAUGGACUUGGCCUCCCAGGUCCAGGAGCUGUUGGAGUUCCUCCACGAGAAGCAGCAGGAGGUGGAGCUCAACGCGCAGCACACGCACGCGCGGCUGGAGCAGAUCCUGCAGCUGCGCCACCUGCAGGCCGAGGUCAAACAGGUGUUGGGUUGGAUCCGUAACGGGGAUUCCAUGUUGAACGCCAGCAUGGUGAACGCCAGCUCUCUGUCUGAGGCCGAGCAGCUGCAGAGGGAGCAUGAGCAGUUCCAGAUGGCCAUAGAGUCUCUCUUCCACGCUAACUCCCUCCAGAAGACUCACCAGAGCGCUUUGCAGGUCCAGCAAAAAGCCGAGAUGAUGCUCCAGGCGGGUCACUACGAUCCAGAGGCCAUCAGGGGCUGCGCUGAGAAGGUGGCGGUCCACUGGCAGCAGCUGAUGCUGAAGAUGGAGGACCGCCUGAAGCUCGUCAACGCCUCCGUGGCCUUCUACAAGACGUCCGAACAGGUGUGCAGCGUGUUGGAGAGCCUGGAGCAGGAGUACCGCCGCGACGAGGACUGGUGCGGCGGCCACGAGAAGCUCGGGCUGUCGGCCGACUGCGAGCACCUCCUGCCCCUGAUCAGCAAACACCUGGAGCAGAAAGAAGCCUUCCUCAAGGCGUGCACUCUGGCCCGGAGGAACGCCGAGGUGUUCCUGAAGUACAUCCACAGGAACAACGUGAGCAUGCCGGGGGCCGCCGGCCACACCAGGGGGCCCGAACAACAGGUCAAAGCCAUUUUGAACGAGCUGCUGCAGAGAGAAAACAGAGUCCUUCACUUCUGGACCUUAAAGAAACGGAGGCUGGACCAGUGUCAGCAGUACUUGGUGUUUGAGCGCAGUGCCAAACAGGCGUUGGAUUGGAUCCAAGAGUCAGGUGAAGUGUACCUGGCCACACACACGUCACCCGGUGAAAGCGGCGAGGAAACUCAGCGGCUCCUCAACGACUACCGUCACUUCAGACACACUGCCAAGCAAACCAAGGACAAGGUGAAGCUGCUGAUCCAAUUGGCUGACAGCCUGGUGGAGAAAGGCCACGCCCACGUGUCGGAGCUGAAGCGCUGGGUCAGCACGGUGGACCGCCGGUACCGCGACUUCUCGCUGCGCAUGGGCAAAUACCAGGAGAGCCUGGAGAGGAGCCUGGGCGUCGGCUACGAGGGCAAUAAAGACCUGGAGUUGGACAUCAUCCCCGCCAGCCUGACGGACGACCCCGAGGUCAAGCUGCGCGACCCCAACCCCGAGGUCAACGAGGAAAAGAGGAAGUCGGCCAGGAAGAAAGAGUUCAUCAUGGCGGAGCUGCUGCAGACGGAGAAGACGUACGUCAGAGACCUCCAAGAGUGUCUCGAGACCUACCUGUGUGAGAUGACCAACGGCGUGGAGGAGAUCCCUGCCGGCAUCGCCAACAAGGAGCUCAUCAUCUUCGGCAACAUGCAGGACAUCUGGGACUUCCACAGCAAUAUUUUCCUGAAGGAGCUGGUGAACUACGAGCAGCUGCCGGAGGACGUCGGCCACUGCUUCGUCACCUGGGCCGAUAAGUUCCACAUUUACGUGGAUUACUGCAAGAACAAACCGGACUCCAGCCAGCUGAUCCUGGAGCACGCCGGCAGCUUCUUCGACGACAUUCAGCAGAAACGUGGACUGGCUAACUCCAUCUCCUCCUACCUCAUCAAACCGGUCCAGAGGAUCACCAAGUACCAACUACUGCUUAAGGAGCUGCUGUCCUGUUGCGAGGAGGGUAAAGGGGAGAUUAAAGACGGCCUGGAUGUGAUGCUCAGUGUUCCCAAGAGAGCUAACGAUGCCAUGCACCUCGCCAUGAUGGAGGGCUUUGAGGAAAACCUGGAGGUGCAGGGCGAGCUGAUCCUGCAGGACAGCUUCCAGGUUUGGGAUCCACGCUCGCUGAUCAGGAAGGGGCGGGACCGACACCUCUUCCUGUUCGAGUUCUCCCUGGUCUUCAGCAAGGAGAUCAAAGACUCGGCCGGCAGGACCAAGUACCAGUACAAGAACAAACUACUGACGUCGGAGUUGGGCGUGACCGAGCACAUCGAGGGCGACCCGUGCAAGUUCGCUCUGUGGGCGGGGAGAACGCCGUCCUCUGAUAAUAAAACGGUGCUGAAGGCGUCCAACAUGGAGGCCAAACAGGAGUGGAUUAAGAACAUCAGGGAGGUGAUCCAGGAGAGGAUGACUCACCUGAAGGGAGCGCUCAAGGAGCCGCUUCAUACGCCCAAAACACCGGCGCCGAGCAGACCCAGGAACAACACAAAGAGGGACGGCGGUGACGACGGAGACAGCCAGGGAGACGGCAGCAGCCAACCGGACACCGUCUCCAUCGCGUCCAGGACGUCCCAGAACACCGUCGACAGCGACAAGCUCUCUGGCGGGUGCGAGUUGACCGUCGUCCUCCAGGACUUCACAGCGGGAUGCAGCACGGAGAUGUCCGUCAGCACCGGCCAGACGGUGGAGCUGUUGGAGCGGCCGAGCGAGCGGCCCGGUUGGUGUCUGGUCCGGACCACCGAACGCAGCCCGCCGCAGGAGGGUCUGGUUCCCAGCGCCGCGCUCUGCGUGUCCCACUCGCGCUCCAGCGUGGAGAUGGACUGCUUCUUCGGCUCGGGGAAAGAAAACUACCCGGUUAGCGGCUCCGACGGAAAGACGGAGUCCGUGACGAACCUCCAGCCGCAGCCGUCGCUCAGCUCGCUGCAGUCCAGCUCUCCCGGACCGAAGCGCUCCGGAAACACUCUCAGGAAGUGGCUCACCAGCCCCGUCCGCCGCCUCAGCCACGGCAGCUCCGUCAAGAAACUGCCCAACAAGAAGAAGACGGGAACAGGAAGAGAGGAAAGCAGGAAGAGUAUUGACCUGGGACAGCCGGACCCUAACCUGCAGGAUGACAUCAUCGAUGAGCGAUUCCACAGUAAGGUCGGUAGUUCCCUCUCCAAGGCCCCGGUCUCUGGGAUGCAGAGCGGCGGGGAGGAGGAGCCGGACGAGGAGGUCCACACCCCUCUGCCUCCCCCCAUGGAGAUCAUCAAGGACUCCUCGGCUCAGGACGACAAGUCUUCAUCCUUGCUAACGUCUCUGCAGUCGUCCUCUGAGGUGCCCAGCGCCGCAGAGCUGGUUAGCGCCAUAGAAAAACUGGUUAAAACCAAGAUGCCUCUGGAACCAGGAGCGUACCCCGGCUUCUCGCCGCCGGAGCAAACCACUCCCGUCCAGCCACGGAACCCCGAACUGGAGCAGAGGGCCAAAGCAAUGAGGGGACGGAUGUUUGUCCUCAACGAGCUGAUCCAGACGGAGAAGGACUACGUCAAAGACCUGGGCAUCGUGGUGGAGAACUUCAUGAAGAAGGUGGAGGAGAAGGGCGUCCCCGACGACAUGAAGGGAAAGGACAAAAUCGUCUUCGGGAACAUCCACCAGAUCUACGACUGGCACCGAGAAUUCUUCGUUGGCGAGCUGGAGAAAUGUCUGGAAGACCACGAGCACCUUCCUGAGCUCUUCAUCAAGCAUGAGAGAAGACUCCACAUGUAUGUGGUUUAUUGUCAGAAUAAGCCCAAGUCAGAGUUCAUUGUGGCUGAAUACGACACCUAUUUUGAAGGAAUCCAGCAGGACACCCAGUCCAGGUUGACCAUCAGCGACUUCCUCAUCAAACCCAUCCAGAGAAUCACCAAAUACCAGCUGCUGCUGAAGGACUUCCUGAAGUACAGCUCCAAGGCCGGGAUCGACUGCGAACAGAUCGAGAAAGCAGUGGAUCUGAUGUCUCAGGUUCCUAAACUGUGCAACGACAUGAUGAACUUGGGUCGGCUGCAGGGAUACGAGGGUAAACUCACCUGCCAGGGCAAACUGCUGCAGCAGGAGACCUUCUUUGUAACCGAGCAGGACACCGGCGUCCUGUCGCGCUCCAAAGAACGCCGGGUCUUCCUCUUUGAGCAGAUCGUCAUCCUCAGUGAGCUGCUCAGGAAAGGCUCGUCCACGCCCGGGUACCAGUUCAAGAAGAGCAUCAAGGUAUCCUACCUCGGUCUGGAGGAGAGCGCGGACAACGAUCCCUGUAAGUUCGUCUUGUCGUGUCGCGGCUCAUCGGAGCGCUUCACGCUGCAGGCCGCCAACGUCGACAUCAAGCAGGUCUGGGUCCGACACAUCCAGGACGUCCUGGACGCUCAGAGCAACUUCCUGUCUGCUCUGCAGUCUCCCAUCGAGUACCAGAAGGAGAAGGGCGGAGCGGGCAGCAGCUCCUCGCUGACCAGGAACAGCUCGUCCUCGGGGAACCGGGCGUCCGCGACGCCUCAGGGCCGCCCGUCCUCGGCGAUCGGGCUCGUGGACAAGGAGGUGGAGCGAGGGAGGACCCAGAUGAGGCUGUCGACCUCCAACGGCGGGUCCAGGGACUUCGACGGCGGCUGCAACGGCUUCUCCUCCACCAUGUUGGUGUCCGAGGACUACUCGGCGCUCAAGGAGAACGAGAUCUGCGUCAGCCAGGGAGAGACGGUCCAGAUCCUGGCCACCAAUCAGCAGAACAUGUACCUCGUUUACCGGCCGGCCAACAGCCAGUCGCCGGCCGCCGAGGGCUGGGUGCCGGGACACAUCCUGGGCCCGCUCACCAAGCCCAUAAAAGACUCUUCGUCCACUUCCUCCUUCUCGGCGGCGGUGGCCGAUGCCAACAACAUCAAGAAGUCUCUGUCGUGGAACACGCUGCGCGCCCGGAAGCGCGCCGAAGCCAAGGACGCCUCCUUGUUGGGGGUCAGGGGUCCGGAGAACGGCCUCCUGCGUAAGCCCAAAGAAAGCACGCCCCCUCCCCCGCUCGCCUCCCCGGCCGCCCGGCCGAAGGCCAAAGACGUUCACACUUCAGAUGAGUCGGACUGUGAUGACGACCUUGACCCCAAAACAGGCAUGGAGCUUCUCAACCCAAAUUUCAUCCAGGAAGUGGCUCCAGAGUUCCUCGUCGCUCUGUCGGACGUGGUGUGUGCGUUCGGGGAGACCGUGGUCCUCUGCUGUAAAGUGUGUGGACGACCCAAACCCUCCGUCACCUUGAAGGGCCCCGACCAGAACCCCGUGACCAGCAACAACCGCUUCACCAUCGACAUCAGGGACACGGGCGACAUCUUGUUGAAGAUCUGCAAUCUGAUGCCUCAGGACACCGGCAUCUACACCUGCGUAGCCGUUAACGACCACGGCUCCGCCUCCUCCUCCGCCUCCAUUAAAGUGCAAGGUAUCCCAGCAUCCCCUGGGAGGCCGGUGGCCCAGGAGGCCAGCAGCACGGCGGUGAUGAUCCACUGGUCGCCUCCGGCUUCAUCCGCUCACUGUGCCGUCAGCAGCUACACUGUGGAGUACCGACAGGAAGACUCGCUGCUCUGGCAGCAGGUGGCCAGCAGCAGAGAGGAGUGUGUUCAGGUCGACGCUCUGAUCCCCGGAGGUCACUAUCAGUUCAGAGUGAGAGCCUCCAACCGCUGGGGGGUCGGCCCGCCAUCCGAGCCCUCAAAUAUGAUCACGCUGCCCAGCACCAACUCUGGGUACGAUGGAACUGGGAUCCAGUGGAAAGAGAACUUUGAGUCGACCUUCUCCGAGAUCUGUGAGAUUGGAAGGGGGCGGUUUUCAGUGGUGAGAAAAUGUCUCAACAAGUCUACAAAGAAAGAGGUUGCGGUGAAGUUUGUGAGUAAGAAGAUGCAGAAGAAGGAGCAGGUGGCUCAUGAGGCGGACGUCCUCCAACACGUACAGCAUCACCAGCUGGUGGCGCUGUUGGACACCUACGAGUCUCCCACCUCUCUGAUGCUGAUCCUGGAGCAGCUGGAGGAUGGUCGUUUACUCGAUUACCUCGUCGCCCACGAUGAGCUGAUGGAGGAGAAGGUGGCGUUCUUCAUCAGAGAGACACUCGAGGCCCUGCAGCACCUUCAUACCUGCAGAGUGGUUCACCUGGAUCUGAAGCCUGAGAACAUCAUGGUGGACCUCCACUCUCCCACCCCGGGCAUCAAGCUCAUCGACCUCGGCGACGCCGUGCAGCUGUCCGCCCACCGCCGGUACGUCCACCUCCUGCUCGGGAACCCGGAGUUCGCCGCGCCCGAGCUCAUCCGCGGGACGCCGGUCUCCGUCGCCACGGACGUGUGGAGCGUCGGCGUGCUGGCCUACGUGGCGCUCAGCGGCGUGUCCCCGUUCCUGGACGAGUCGCCGGAGGAGACCUGCGUCAACAUCUGCCGCCUGGACUUCUGCUUCCCGGACGAGUACUUCCGCGACGUGAGCCAGGCGGCGAGGGACUUCGUGUCCUCGGCGCUGCAGCAGGAUCCCAGGAAGAGGCCGAGCGCUACUUCCUGCCUGCAGCACCCGUGGGUGGGCCGCGGGGGUGCGCACGGCGGGGAGUACUCCAAGAAGCCGCUGGACACGACGCGAUUGGCCACAUUUAUUGACCGACGGAGACAGCUGCAUGACGUGCGGCCCGUCACUAACAUCAAAGGGCUGGUGAGCAGCAGCUUGGGCAACACGCUGUGACGGACAGGAGCUCCGAGUGUCACCCACAACAACACUGCUGUGUAUUAUAAGCAUUUAAUGAUCUUUAGUAUUUAUUAAUGUGUGAGUGGGGAAGGGAUCUACGUCUUCAUAAAGGACCACGAGGCCACUCUGUCGACCACUAAACUUAAAAGCAGAAGAAAUAAUUAAAAUUCAUGAUUGUUUGAUAUUUAAUUGCAGACUAACACAUUCAUUUGAUCUUUUGUUCCCCCGGUAACAACCAUUAGAUGUGAAGCAGGGCCCCAUAAGCAGCCUAGAACCCCCAUGAGAACCCAAAGAACCUCAAAGUUGAGGAAAUUAGCAUUUAGAAAAACACACUGUGAGCGGGCUUAAUGUCAACAUAUUAGUUUAUAUUUGUAAUGUUUAUUUUUUCAGGGACAGAUGUUAUAUUGGAGGCAGGAGACCAUUGUGUUAAAGGGGGGGUAGUUUCAUUCGGCCUGUUGCUCAGGGGCUCUGGGGCAACUGUCCCACGCUCUGCUAACAUGUUGUAGCCAACGCGUCUGAACAUAUUUUUAAAAAAAAAGCUUUUCGUGACACUUUGAGCCCACAGGAGUACAAAAAUGGUAAAAUCGCUAAAAGCAAAACCGCCAACGAUGUCUUCGAUCUGAUUUUGUGUCACGAGAAACUCCCACGGAGGAUUUAAAGCUGCAGUGUGCAGGUCAUGGCGCCAUCUAGAGGCGAGGUCGCAGAUUGUAACCAACUGAAAGCGGGCGUGUCGGAGAACUACCGUGGCAUGCUAAAGUUUGGUUUGGCCUUUCUGGGCUUCCGUAGGAAAAAAACACAGCGGACUUAGUGGUCUUUUAUGCAGAUAUAUAUAUUUUAAAAAAAAGGCUAUUUCUCUGGUAACAAAUGCAUAACAAUUGGUAGUUUCAGGUGAUUAUACACAAGAGUAAACAUACUUAUAUCUAUAUUCUAUUUCUGCAAACGGAUAAACGUAAAUGCAACAAAAUGUUCUAAACUGGUUGAAAAGGAAUCUGAUGGAGUUGGUAAACGGCGGCUUAGUUGGGGUUCUUUUCCUGAGGUCGAUGUUUCGCUAAAGAUCGCUUUGACUUUUUUUUUGUUGAGAAAACUUCCCGAAUGAAAUCCGGGUGCAACGAGCAGGUUUUCCCCUCGAUGGCGUGGAUGUUACUCGUAUCGAUGCUCAUGAAUGUUCUUACGGUCCACAUCUCCGCUAACGUUCAUUCUACGUUCUCCUCGUUUGUCCAAGUCUCUCGUGGGAAAUCCUCUCAACAAAAGUAAUUAUUUAAUAAAGAUUUAAGCAUAACGGAACCCCCCCUCCCCCCACGCAUGUUAACAACUGUGGCUGAUUUUAAACCACCAACACUGGAAAGCUCCUUGGAAAAGACUGGUACGCAACAGCGUCGAACCUCGCUGCGAUAUACCUUUUUUAAAAUGUAUUUAUUAUCAUAUGUUUAUUUAUUUCAGGACUUGUGUUGGGUUUGAAAUGUUCGCCGUUUGCCCCGGAGCGACCCGGCCUACCCGCUGAAGUCGCUAAACAGCUGCUGGACUGUGCAGCGGCGGAGUUUACGCCGUGAAUAGUGUUGUGAGUUUACAUCCAAGUCACCGACGGAUAGAAAGCUGAACUGUUGCCGUCAUGAACCACAACGAACUGCAGUUGAGUGGGAAAAGACACAAAGAAAUCACGGAUUAACCUCGGAGAGCAAGACGAUGGACUACACGGGAACACUACAAUUUGAUUGUUUCA